Messenger RNA from Xyrauchen texanus (razorback sucker), 4890 nucleotides. RefSeq names its product E3 ubiquitin-protein ligase RNF19A-like. The transcript has 10 exons. The record is from RefSeq and is a predicted model, not a curated record. Gene Ontology annotation, cellular component: ubiquitin ligase complex; cytoplasm. Lineage: Eukaryota; Metazoa; Chordata; Actinopteri; Cypriniformes; Catostomidae. Gene Ontology annotation, biological process: positive regulation of proteasomal ubiquitin-dependent protein catabolic process; protein polyubiquitination; ubiquitin-dependent protein catabolic process. Bases 142 to 2895 code for a protein of 917 amino acids. Gene Ontology annotation, molecular function: ubiquitin protein ligase activity; ubiquitin conjugating enzyme binding; zinc ion binding.
AGAUACACAGAGAGCGAGAGAGAGAGAGAACGACAGAGACACACAGAGAGAACGACCGAGUUCAGCCCGACAAAACAACUCUUCAAAGUAGCCUUCUUCCCGCACCACACUCGGAAUCUUUCGCCUCUGUUGUUACCUGGAAUGAAAUGCUUUUACGUGGAUGACUUGAAAGAUCAAGAGGACGUCCAGCCUGGUGACUCCAAACUGACCUGUGUUGCCCAGCUUGAGCUGCCCGGCUCAUGGGAGCAGCUCGCGGAGAGUUCGCUGCCAUGUCUUAACGCCGCACCCUCCCCUCUGAAAACCCUGUCCCCCCUUCCCUCUCUCUCCCCUCCCUCCCCCUCCUCCUCUUCCUCCCCUGCCCUCCCUGUUGGAGCUCCCCAGUCCUUUGGAAACCACAGUGCCUCCUCUGGAACGAUGAGUCUGCAUUAUCAGCAGCAGGGAUCUGAGAGGGAUCUCCCUUCGGCCACCGCCUCCACCAGCCUGCCCUCCGUACGAAAGACCCCUAAAAAGCGGCGCCUCUCGCUGCGCUCGCUCUUCCGGCGUCGAUGUGGGGACCCCAAAUCCCGCAAGUCACGUGCUCUAACCGCUGGAGUGGAUGGCAUUGCCAGUGUGGAGAGCAUGAGUUCAGAGAUGUGCCAGCAGCAGGAUCACGCCUCUGCGCUUUCUGUGCCUGGUGUGGCCUCCACCUCAUCUUCACACUCCUCAUCUUCAGCCUCCACCUCUGAGCUGCUGGAGUGCCCGCUGUGCCUGCUGCGCCACACUCAAGACCGGUUCCCAGACAUCAUGACAUGCCACCACCGGUCCUGCGCUGACUGCCUUCGACAGUACCUGCGCAUAGAGAUAUCUGAGAGCAGGGUCAACAUCAGCUGCCCAGAGUGCUCGGAACGCUUCAAUCCCCACGACAUCCGCAUGAUACUCAACGACCGUGUGCUCAUGGAGAAAUAUGAGGAGUUUAUGCUGCGCCGAUGGCUGGUGGCUGACCCUGACUGCCGCUGGUGCCCUGCUCCGGACUGUGGUUAUGCAGUCAUUGCCUUCGGUUGUGCCAGCUGUCCAAAGAUCACAUGUGGUCGUGAGGGCUGUGGAACGGAGUUCUGUUAUCACUGUAAACAGCUGUGGCACCCCAACCAGACCUGUGACGCCGCCCGACAGCAGAGAGCCCAGAGCCUCAGACUGAGACCCUUCAGAUCAUCUUCACUCAGCUACAGCCAGGAGAGUGGAGCUACAGCUGAUGACAUAAAGCCAUGUCCCCGCUGUGCGGCCUACAUCAUUAAGAUGAACGAUGGGAGCUGUAAUCACAUGACCUGCGCUGUUUGUGGCUGUGAGUUCUGCUGGCUAUGCAUGAAGGAGAUCUCAGACCUGCACUACUUGAGCCCUUCAGGGUGCACGUUUUGGGGUAAAAAGCCAUGGAGUAGGAAGAAGAAGAUCCUGUGGCAGUUGGGCACACUCGUAGGUGCUCCAGUUGGCAUUGCACUGAUUGCUGGCAUCGCCAUACCUGCAAUGGUCAUCGGGAUUCCUGUUUAUGUGGGGAGAAAGAUUCAUAAUCGUUAUGAGGGUAAGGACAUCUCCAAGCACAAAAGGAAUCUGGUGAUAGCAGGAGGUGUGACGCUGUCAGUGAUUGUGUCUCCAGUGGUUGCUGCUGUCACUGUCGGGAUUGGAGUGCCCAUCAUGUUGGCGUAUGUCUACGGCGUGGUGCCAAUCUCCCUGUGUCGCAGCGGUGGUUGCGGCGUGUCUGCUGGGAAUGGCAAAGGCGUCCGCAUUGAGUUUGAUGAUGAGAAUGAAAUGAAUGUGGGCACUGGAGCAGCGGUGACUGACACCACUUCAGUAGCAGAGACCAGGCAUAACCCCAGCAUUGGUGAAGGCAGUGUUGGGGGUCUAAUGGGCAGCCUGAGUGCUAGCGGGAGCCACAUGGAUCGUAUCGGAGCAAUGAGAGACAACUUGAGUGAGAAUGCCAGCACUAUGGCCCUCGCUGGGGCCAGCAUCACCGGCAGCUUGUCAGGAAGUGCCAUGGUCAACUGCUUCAACAGGUUAGAGGUUCAAGCUGAUGUACAGAAGGAGCGCUGCAGUCUCAGUGGGGAGUCCGGGACUGUAAGUCUGGGGACAAUCAGCGACAACGCUAGUACCAAAGCAAUGGCUGGAUCCAUUCUUAAUGCCUACUUGCCUCUGGACAGAGAUGGGAACAGUAUGGAGGUGCAGGUGGAUGUGGAAUCGAAACGUGGGAAGCUUAGACACCACAGCGGUAGCAGCAGUAUGGAUGAUGGCAGCAGUGGGGGCCACGGUGCCAGCGUUUGCCCCUCUGGCUGCCCCCAUGAGGGUAGGUGCGGCUCUUCUCGCUGGAUCAUGGAGCCCUCCUCCACCCCUUCCUCCUCUUCUUGCCAGAAGAGCAAAGGCAAAUUGCGAAAGAAGAGUGGAGGCACCAAGAUCAACGAGACUCGUGAAGACAUGGAUGCCCAGCUGCUGGAGCAGCGCAGUACCAACUCCAGCGAGUUAGACUCGCCCUCUCUGAGCGGCAGCCUGCACUCGGUGGCCGACUCACACUCCAGCCACUUCUCUGAGGUCAGCUGCUCUGACCUGGACACCUGCAGACUACCCUGCUACGAGACUCAUGGUCGGCAUCCCAACAUGGGUGGAACGAUCAGCCCACUACCCGAAGUCGAGCACGACCGGUUGGAAAACUGUCCAGCCUCUGCGAGUCUCCCCCAGGCUUCGGUUGCCCCUCUCACCCCUGAUGGAGCAGUGGAGCGCCCCCUGUGCUACAUUGCAGAGGAGAACAUGAGUUUAAUCUGUGCAGCUGAUCUGGAUGCCGGCGCUAGUGCGAGCUCACCUAAAAGACGCAAUAACAACCUUUCUCAGCCGACUAGCCCUGUGCGUAACACCUGUAUUCAAACAGAGAUAUAACGAGACAGUUUGGAGUUAACCCAAAUGCUAGCUUUCAAAGCUAACCUCAUCCACUUUAUUACCAAGGAUUGCACACUGAAAUUUAAAUAAAAGCUUGUAUGAGUUUCAAGAAGGUUGUGUUUUCAGGUUGGUCAUUGUUUAAUUGAGUGUUUGAGAAGGAACGCCACUAUUUACACUGUUCAAGGGCAGGAUAUUCCACAUGGGUUAAGAAAGCUCUUCUGAUUGACAGGUUGUAUGAGGGCCUGUUAGCUUGGGCAUACAGUUGGUCUAAAGCUCUGACAAGAUUCGGAAAGGCAACAGAUGAAUGUAAGGCGGCAAGUGAUGCACAGAUACUGAAGAUGACAUGAUGAUGAUGUAGCUGUCAAUCACGUAUGCCUCUAUUUCAGUGUUCAGGGUCGCGCUGAUCAACGACCUCAGCAGUGAGGAAGAGUGUGCGUGUGAGUCUCACGAAAAACAUGUCCAGGUCAUAUUUCACCCCAGAUUAGUAGCAAUAUUUUGUAUAAAGUCAAUGAAACCCUUAUUUUAUGACUAGGCCACCAAAAUCACCAAAAAACUUCCAAUUAAUUACUGGAAAAUUACAAAUUACUGAGGGGAAAAUGGUGCUUCCCCCUAAAUUCUCAUUACCGCAAUGCAUUUUUGUAUUUCCGAUUAUUUUUCAAUGGUGAUUUUCAUGUAUUGUCAUUACUUGAAUACAGUAAUUUUUUAGUUACUGUAUAAUUUAGUUAAAUAAUUACUGUUAUACAGUAAUAUAGUAUAAUUACAGGAAAAAAUAUGAAAUAUGACCUGGGCAAGUUCUUCACAAGAUUUGUGAGAUUUCCCAUGUAUUCAGGCACCUUUUCUAGACACACAUAUACUCUCAGUUCAACAUAUAGCUUUAGCUGGAGAAAUCUGCGUCUGUUGGGAGGGAUCCGAUGUUCAUAAAGACCAGCCCACUAGGGACCAGGCAAUAGAUUUCCCUUCACCACAGUGAACCUUCUUGUAAAUGAUUGCAUUUUUCAUUUCUUGGGCUUUUCAAAAAAGCCCAAGAUUUCUCUCAUCUAGCAUCACUGCUCAUUUUAUGUAUUGUUGAAGUCCUGUGUUGAGGUGCUGGUUCCGGCUGAAGGGCCUGUGAGGUGCCGGAUGAAGCUGUUCAGGUGCCUCCUGCUGGUAGCAUGGGGACUUGUCACCAAAUCCAAAAUAUUCCUAUGGUAUAAGUCAUGGAGAAGGAAUGUUUAAAAAAAAAAAGCCAUGCUAAUUCCACUGAUAUGGGUUUGAACUGUCUGAAGUGGACUCUGAUUCAUUUAUAUUUAUGAAACAGAAGGGGUUGCACCCUCUUUAAACAGUGUAACCAUCAAUCAACUUUAUUUUCAAAGGCUAUGAUGGUAAUCACAUUCAGGUCAUUUGAACCAACUUACGAUUAAGUGAUUUUCAUAUCUGCAUUUGACUCAUGGUGCCUUUUGGAUCAUAGAAAGAAAACUAGUUUAUUUCUCCAGUUUGUGUCUUUAUAGAAUUCAAAUGUAUUUGGAUGAGGCUGAAUUGAAUGUUAGUGAGACGGUGUGGCAUGUUUCCUCUUGUCCCUGUGCUACACACUCAACGGUUAGGGACUACACAACCAACCGCCUACCAAAGACAGCACUCGGGCUCACCGAUGAUGACGACUCCUCACCAUUAAACCCUGCAUACUUUAACCAGAUUCGCAUUUUACAGACUCUGCCGCCUCGGAGCACUGUGUCUGACCCAUGUUCAAGAGUUCAUUUUUGUUCACUUUCCUGCUGCCGUUCUGGGGCAGUUCUAUAAUCUCUCAAAACUGAUCUAAUGCAACAAGCUGCUUUUGUUAUGGUUUCUUUCAUUUCUUUUUCUGGUGUUUUGAGCCUUCCUGCCUAUAUCUGUAUGAAUAUUAAUUCAGAGGCUGGGGCCAAUUGAUUUCGAACUUGUUCAGAACAGCUUAUGAUGUUUGUAUAUUUUCUUUAUAAUAUGCGUGUAAAUGUGUAUCUAAAUGAAAAUAAAAACAUUGAA